Messenger RNA from Naegleria gruberi, 2199 nucleotides. RefSeq lists its product as uncharacterized. Gene Ontology annotation, cellular component: intracellular membrane-bounded organelle. The record is from RefSeq and is a predicted model, not a curated record. Lineage: Eukaryota; Heterolobosea; Eutetramitea; Acrasida; Naegleriidae. The transcript has 2 exons. Gene Ontology annotation, molecular function: phosphatidylinositol binding. Bases 1 to 2199 code for a protein of 732 amino acids.
AUGAGUAAUAUUGCACUUCGUUUAACGGAUUAUAAAAUUGAGUAUGAUUCACAGCUGACGAAUAACAAACCACUCUAUGUAAAUUACUUUAUUCGAUGCUCGUACAAGGCUAAAACUUCAUCAUUAUCCAAUGAACAAUCCUACACGGUGAUAAAGAGGUAUUCCGAAAUAUUAGAGUUACACAAAAAGAUUUUGAAACAAUUGGGAAAGAGGCUAACAUCAAAUAAUGAGAAAAAGUCGAAUAGUAAUAUUGAGGAGGGACUUAAAUUUCCUGGAAAAUUGUUAUUUGGUAAUUUUAAGGAUGAAAAUAUAAUGAAGAGAAAGGAUGAAUUGCAAAAGUAUUUUGAUCAAAUUACCUCAAUGCCAAUGAUUACUCAGGAUCCAUUGGCUUGUCAAAUUAUUUAUGCAUUCUUCAGAAGAAGUUUGCAACGCAUUUCACCAAGGAGUGUAUUUGGAGAUUAUUAUGACAGAGUUUUGGAAAAGGUCAAGAAAAUGUCUGUUACAUCCGAUGAGGAUUUGAACAUGUUCAAUUCUGUUACUUCACAAGCUUCAAAAGGUACUUCUGAUGUUGUUUUCCAAACCAUCGAUCAAAUUAAGGGGUUGGAUCAACUAGUUUACUUGAACAUGGAUGUUCCAAGUGUGAGUACUACUCACAUGAAAAAUGAAGAAGAUGACUUGGAUGAUUUGUAUUAUAUUGUAAAUAAUUCACCAAAGGAUAAUUUCAAUGAGGACAGAAGUGGAAAUCAUGGUAAAAAGAAGAAGAAUACUCGAGAAUUGAAAUCAAUGUGGUGCAACAUGUUAAUGGAAGAUUGUAUUCCAGCAUUUGUAUCUGAAGAUUUGGAUGUGUUAAAUAAUUUGGAUACAUCAUCAGUUUUCAGCUUGGAUUGGAAUGGAAUGAUUACCAAUCUGUGUCAAGUGAUGAAUAAUUACAACAAGGCCAUUCAAUAUCCUAGAAUGAUGAUGUAUAAGGAAUGUUGUGAAGUUUAUGAAAAGUUAAAGCAAGAACGUGAGAUUGCCCUCAUUCUGAUCUACAAUAGAAUGAAGAAACUGUUCGAAGAUGAUAAGAAAAAUCCAAGAACUACUGAACAAGGAAAGGCAGCCAAGAACUGUCUCUCCGCUUUGGCCCAAAACUGUGUCGAUAUGGCAGUAACUUUUGAAGAAAUUUCAGAGAGUUUUUCCUUAUUGAAAAAGUACUUUUCUGAGCUUGCUAGUAAUAAUCCAAUCACUCAAAGAGAGGAAUUUAUUUGUACUCUUGGCUAUUUGAAUGAAAUUUUAACCAUCCUAAUUGAACAAGUCAAGAAGGGGCAUCAAAAGAAUGUUACACUCCGUCAAAUUCUCAAGACCAUGUUUGUUGUUUUUGAAGAUAUUGCCACAAGUAGAAUGAAGCUAUUCAAACAAAGUCAAACCUCUCAAACAUCAAAUAGUUCUGAUGAAGAAAGCAAAUCUAAAACAUCUGAAAAUGAAGAUCCAGACACUGAUACCUAUAAUGUUCAUUGCAGAGAAUACUUGGAACAUUUCUUGCUUCCAUUUGCUUCUAUCGGUUUCCUUUCAGAGUUGACUUUUAUGGUUCCAGACUCGAUGAAAUAUUUCAUCAUGUAUAAUUGUGCCUUAAAAGAAAAGAGAAUCAAGGCAAUCAUUUCACAAAAAUCAGAAAAUGACAAUAAUGUUGAUAUCCAAAUGAGACAGUAUGCUGAAAAAUUCUUCACAGAGAAGAUGCCACACUCAGAUGAGACAAGAGAGGCCUUGGCUAGAGCAUUCCAAUCUGAACUUCAAAGUUUAAGCAAUAACGAUAUUGUCAAUCCAGACAAUUUGCUUUUUUGUAUUCCCGAACCAUUGCACAGAACAUGUACAUUAUACUGUAUGCGUUUCUUGAGCUUUGUCAAUGAAUUACCAGAGAUGGAAGGUAUUCAAUUUUGUAAAUUAGUUCACCAACAAUAUUCCAGAACAACAAUGCAAGAAAUUGAUCAGUGGAAUGUAAUGAUUCAUGUAUGUGAAAAGACACUGAACAUUGUCAAUCAGGUACACAAGAGCUACUUGCAAAAUAAUUCAGUAGAUAUUGCCAGUACUUCUGACUCGGUCAAGAUUUCCAUAACAUACGAAACCAAAUCCAGAUUAGAUUUAAUUUCCAAACAAUUUUCAGGCUAUUCAGAUAGAUUACAUUUCUAUAAUAACGAAUCUAAACGUCUCAGAUUACUUUAA